AUGACAGGCAACCAAAUCGACGAGGCUCUCCUAGAUGCCCUCAAAACCUCCACCCAGCAUCGCGUCCUCCUCCUUGCCCUAGAAGCACAGUUGACAGCCUUCAUUCAGACAAACCUCGACUUGCCUGUCCUCGAGACGAAUCGCUUGAAUGGCUUCCAAAGACUCUUGGCACACAAGCUCGGCGACUACUAUUUUGUAGAUCAUACGCUGGACAGAGCUCGCGGGCUCAUCAUGUUUAGUCGGCUACCGCACUCCAAAGUGCCUGAAAAGACACUCAUGACCUUGUGGCAGGAUGCACAGCGCGAGCAAGCUGACGCAUCGGGCGUGUCGCUUGCGCAACAACCCAAAAUGCGAAUCAUGAGGCGAACAGACGCAUCACACAGUUCUCCUGCGACGCCGCGUCAAGCGUCACCGGCUCCUAGCAGCGCACAGAGUAAAGAUCAGGAAGCCAAGGAUAAAGAGACUCGCUAUAAUCUUGCACGAGCACGCAUCUUCAAGGACUUUGAACCAGAAGCGGCAUCUGCAACAACUUCACCUCAACUGGCUGCUGAUGAUUUUCCUCGUCAAGCUUUCUCCGAUAAAGGCACACGAUCUAGUCCUGGAGGCCGCCUGCAGUCACGUCCGUUCAAAGCGCGCAAGGCUGUCCCUGAUCCAGAGUAUUCGCGCACCUUGAUCCCGCCUGCUUGGUCUCAAGGACUUUCACAAGGCCAGUCAGCGCAGCAUGCUCCAUCACUGGAUGAAAGCCCAUCCUUCCUUGAAGACAACCUGCAAGACCGGCAUGCACAAUAUCAAAACCAGGCACCAGCAAACUCCGACAGGCUCGCAGACGCACUGGCUCGCGGUGUCCCUGAAUUCCAAAUGCCAACAAACACUGGCGGAACCAACGGACGCACCAUCUCAGCGCUUCCUGUACCGCCACGUUCUCCCGCUGGCAAUAUCUGGCAGUAUAAAUCGACGAUUCCGUUGUCUUCUGCUAAUUUGGCUGCGCUUGAAGCGAGUACCCAGCAAGUGGACCAGUCGUUCAGAAAUCUGUGGCUACAGCCUCCUCGUCCAGAGUGA
This is a messenger RNA of Protomyces lactucae-debilis, 1059 nucleotides long. RefSeq lists its product as uncharacterized. Lineage: Eukaryota; Fungi; Ascomycota; Taphrinomycetes; Taphrinales; Protomycetaceae. The coding region runs from base 1 to 1059 and encodes 352 amino acids. The transcript has a single exon. The record is from RefSeq and is a predicted model, not a curated record. Gene Ontology annotation, molecular function: nucleic acid binding.